Molecule: messenger RNA, 693 nt
Organism: Prunus dulcis (almond)
Lineage: Eukaryota; Viridiplantae; Streptophyta; Magnoliopsida; Rosales; Rosaceae
Product: germin-like protein subfamily 1 member 7
Exons: 2
Coding region: 1-693 (230 amino acids)
Cellular component (GO): cell wall
Molecular function (GO): manganese ion binding
Source: RefSeq, a predicted model, not a curated record
AUGAAAGGUGUUCAUUUCCUCACAAGCACUGUUACCAUAUUGGCAUUCACAAGUUUCCUUGUGUCCGCCUAUGACCCCAGUCCUCUGCAGGAUUUCUGCGUAGCAAUUAAUAACCCCCCAUCUGCUGUACAAGCAGUGUUUGUGAAUGGGAAAUUCUGCAAGGAUCCAAAGUUCGUUACAGCAAAUGAUUUCUUCUUUUCUGGGCUUCAAAUUGCCAAAAGCACAGUAAAUCCAGUUGGUUCAACAGUGACAGCCGUGAAUGUAGACCAAAUAGCAGGAUUGAACACUCUUGGCAUUUCCCUAGCUCGCAUAGACUUCGCACCAAAUGGCCUAAACCCUCCUCAUACUCACCCUCGUGGCUCAGAAAUUCUUGUAGUCUUGGAAGGUACACUCUAUGUCGGAUUCGUCACAUCAAAUGCUGAUAAUAAUCGGCUAAUCAGCAAGGUGUUGAACAAGGGAGAUGUAUUUGUGUUCCCAAUUGGUCUCAUUCACUUCCAACUCAACGUGGGAUACGGCAACGCUGUAGCCCUUGCUGGCCUUGGCAGCCAGAACCCAGGAGUGAUCACCAUAGCCAAUGCAGUUUUUGGCUCCAAGCAUCCCAUCAACCCUGAUGUUUUAGCCAAGGCCUUCCAAGUGGACAACAAAUUGGUUGAUUAUCUUCAGAAACAGUUUUGGUACGAGAACAAUCAAUAA